Paramecium sonneborni is the source of this 1238-nucleotide messenger RNA. The record is from the annotation of a GenBank genome assembly. Lineage: Eukaryota; Ciliophora; Oligohymenophorea; Peniculida; Parameciidae.
AUGAAUUUUAGAUAAGAAGCUGAUAUAAUUGUGGAUUCUAUCUUCAAUUAAAUAAAUAUAAGUUAGAACGAAAGAAUAAUUAACAAUUUGAGGGAUUAUUAAUAGCUUAUAAAAGAAAAUUUGUUUGAGUUAGAUAAUUAGGAAGAUGAUUUAAAAAUUAAAGAAGUUUAUCUAUCUAAAUUAAAAAAAUUAUAAUAAUUUGCUGAAAACUCUAAUAAUCUCAGAUAAGUUUGGAAAUAUAUGUCAUUUAAAAUCUACUCAUAAUAAGAUUAAUUUAUGGAAUUGGUUAAAAAUCUGCCAAAUUUGAUUCAGUAUCACUUAUAAUAGAAAGUGAUGACUUUAAGUUCAUUUAAAAGUUAGGAAUGUGCAGAAUUAUUCUCUCAUUAACUUGUUACAUUUGAAAUUAAAUUAAUAUUAGAUGAAUCAAAUUUAGCAUAAAAUAUUGAAAAAGAGGAUUGUGUUGGAUGUAUAACUUAUGUUUCUCCAGAAGUUUAAAAUGAAAGACUCUUUAGAAUAGUAAUGAAUUUAAAAGGAUUUAUUAGUAAAGUUAAAAAAUUAGAUUAAUUGAUUAACAAUUGUAAUUUAGAUGCUGAACUUUUAAAAUUCACAUUUGAUAACAAAUCAAAGAAAAUUACAUUGUGGAGCCAAGAUGAUAACAUUAGCUAUUAAAUUACAAGAAAGUAUUUAAUUUAUUGAUUAUAAGAUUGACUCUUGAUGAUGUACCUUAAUUUGAAUAAAAGAUCUAUUUACAUUCUGGUAUGAUAAUUUAAUUAACUUAAAAUUUUUAUCUUAAAGUUAAUGCUUGUGUUAAUGAAAAUAGAAGUUAAGGAGAUUUUAACUAAAAUUUUACUCCUUGUGUGAAUAGUUCAGAAAAAAUUUAAUUAAAACCGAUAUUAAUUUCUGAUAAUAAAAGAUGGAUCUCAAUAAAUAAUGGAUUUGAAGAUGUAAUUUAUUAUCCAAAUUAAAUUCCAUUAAAAAUUUCAAAACAUUAAACACUUCCAAAAGAAUUAGAAGUACUAUUAUAAAAUGAUGGUUUUGGCCAUUAUAUUAUAGUAGUAGGAAAUUGUUCAGCUUUCUAUCCUAGGAUUAAAAGUAAAAAAAGUUAAGGUAACGCUCUGUAACUCAUUACUACAUAAGAUAAUUUUAAUUUAGGAAUAAUUUACUAAGAUAAUAUUAGAUUAUAACUGAGUUCUGAUUUAUUAUCAGUUUGGAAAGGCUUAGAAAUUUUUGAUUUAUGA